AUGUCGUUUGUUUCACAUGAUCUGGAAUCGCGUAAAAGGCAUCUCCGACAGUUAGCAGCUAAACAACAGGAGCUAUCAGAGACACUGGAAAGUUUGGAGACACAAAUUUAUAAUUUUGAAGCUUCAUAUCUACAAGAAACAAGCGAUUUAGGAAACAUUGUCAAAGGUAAGGUACAGGUUCAUAUUUUUGUUAUAUCUUUAGAAUUCAACAAUUAAAAUUAAGAUCCUCUUUAGGAUUUGAAGGAUAUGACAUAGCGAAUCCAAAUCCAAUACCAGCUCCGCCGCCAGUAGGACAGAAACGGGCAUUCACCGAGGAAGAUCGUAUCUUCUCCUUGACAUCCGUAACGUCGCCAGUUUGGGAGCGGAUUAAAGACCCGAACUACAAGAUUCCAAUUGAUCCACGGCCGACGACUUCUACCAAAUCAACUGACAUGUCUACACCGCCUAGUUCAGCGCCUCCUACGCCUGGCCCGGCUUUGAAAAAGUUGAAAUUAUCAAAAGUUGAGGAAGAUGAAGACGAAAAACCGCCAAAAAAACUGAGAGGACGAACGCCACGAAGGAAACGGAACGCUAACAAAGAGUAAGUAGAUAGACUAACAAGGGAAUGUUACAAACUGCCCAUUCGAUUUUUAAAAGUGAAUGGUACCAUGUGAAAGAGCGUAAAAAGUUGACUAGAAGUCUAUUUUCAAAAACUGCUAAUUUUGCCUUACAAGCCCGCUAGCGAGAUUUUAAAAUCAUUAGUGAAAGGGCCUUAUAAGUUGUUAUUCUUUCUUUUGGAUUAUUGUAUUUUUAAAAACCUUAGUUUUUACUUUUUUUUAUAUUUUAUUAGACGUAAGAAGCCAUUAUCAACAAAAAAAUCUUUUUUUUGAAUAUUUAAGUUAAUUAACUUUUAAAUAAAAAAGAAUACCAAUCAUUUACCCAAAAAGAGAAUCGAAACUAAAGUCCAUUGAUUGCGCAAUCACGGCGUCCGACCAUUCGGCCAUUUGAACACAUUUACUUCUCUUUUUUGAAAGAAGCCAAAAGAAAGCGGGUUUAAAAAAUCCGUUUUGGUAGUAAAAAUUUUAAAAGCUCGCUAGCGGGCUUGUAAAGCAAAAUUAGCAGUUUUUGAAAAUAGAUUUUUAGUCAACUUUUUACGCUCUUUUACAUGGUACCAUUCAUUUAUAAAAACCGAAUGGGCAGUUUGUAACAUUUCCUUGUAAGAUGUUUUUAGUAUUUUUUGAUUGUAUUUUGUUUUAAAUUUGGCUUUUAUAACUUUUUUACAAAGAUUUUUAGACAAAGAUAUGAAAAAAGAUUUGUUACCUAAAAAAGCCUAUAUUUUCAGAUAA
Molecule: messenger RNA, 1325 nt
Organism: Bursaphelenchus okinawaensis
Lineage: Eukaryota; Metazoa; Nematoda; Chromadorea; Rhabditida; Aphelenchoididae
Source: the annotation of a GenBank genome assembly